Cordyceps militaris CM01 is the source of this 897-nucleotide messenger RNA. RefSeq lists its product as uncharacterized. Bases 1 to 897 code for a protein of 298 amino acids. Lineage: Eukaryota; Fungi; Ascomycota; Sordariomycetes; Hypocreales; Cordycipitaceae. The record is from RefSeq and is a predicted model, not a curated record. The transcript is spliced from 2 exons.
AUGUUUCGGAUUCAAAGUUACCGCUUUAUUACUACACAAAUAAGCUUGAGCAAUCGUGGUAGAUCAUUGAGCAUCAUGUCGACAGAGCUGAUUCCUUCCAACCCAUCGGAUGUCAUGGUCAUUCGCAAUGUUACUCCCAAUGUUGUGACGUUUUCUGUUCCAUUUGCCAGAUUUGGCAAGGCCAAAAUCGGUGGGCGAGGAACGCUGGUGAAAUUGACUUCGGGCUCAUUGGCUGCGUUCUCUCCCGUUGCGCUGACGGACGCGACUAAAGCUAAAGUGACCGAGAUGGGUGGCCUUGUUAGGUACUUGGUUGCGCUAGAUAUAGAACACCACAUUUUCCUGUCGGAAUGGGCGAAGGAGUAUCCUGAUGCGAAGAUCAUUGGACCCCACGGUCUGCCGGAGAAGCGCGCCCAGCAGGAUGACCCCAAAAUCGGCCAAGACGCGUUCUCGGUUGUCUUCACGCCGGAGAAGAAACACGAGACGAAGAUUGGCGAAGAGUUUGACACUGAUUUUGACUACGAAUAUGUUGAUGGCCAUGCCAAUCGGGAACUCGUGUUCUACUACAAGCCCGAAAAGGUGCUGAUUGAGGCUGAUUUGUUGUUCAACCUGCCUGCCACUGAACAGUACAGCAGAGUACCGGAAAGCGAGCGCCAGUCUUCUGGUGUGGUGGACAAGUUGUUUGCAAAGCUUCAGAGUACAGAGGGCGAAGGCAAAUGGAUCAAAAGGUUCAAUUGGUAUGUUCUUGCCAAGGACAGGCCGAGCUACAAUGAUAGUCUCAGGGUCAUCAGUGGCUGGGAUUUCAUCACUCUGAUUCCUUGUCACGGCGAUGUCAUUGAAGGCGAUGCGAAGCAAGUAUUUGAUAAGGUGUUCAACUGGCACUUAGGCGGCAGGAAUUGA